Biomphalaria glabrata is the source of this 10129-nucleotide messenger RNA. Its product is annotated as neurabin-1-like. Gene Ontology annotation, biological process: neuron projection development; actin filament organization; calcium-mediated signaling. Gene Ontology annotation, cellular component: actin cytoskeleton; dendrite; cytoplasm. Gene Ontology annotation, molecular function: actin filament binding. Lineage: Eukaryota; Metazoa; Mollusca; Gastropoda; Planorbidae. The coding region runs from base 763 to 6144 and encodes 1793 amino acids. The record is from RefSeq and is a predicted model, not a curated record. The transcript is spliced from 28 exons.
AUCAUGCUGCAAGGGGCGAUCUUCGCGUUCUGUCUCCGUUGUAGUCGUCGGCUACGUAAGAGGCGGGUCUCCUUGUUUCUUCAUUCCCCAGAAUGGCGACAGACCCGGACACUGCAGGGCUGUAGAGAUAAACUAGAUCUAGAUCUAGUGGGUGACAUUACCUGCUUGCAGCGAUUGCCCCUGCAAAACAAGGGUUUUGUGAUUCUUAUGGGCUUGGAUUAUUGUCUCUAACGGCGUUUCAUUGGGAUUACGAUCAAACGUUCUUACGCACUUGCUCAAUUCAUGGAUUAAUGUUACUGUGAUAUAGUGUGCUGAAGUGGAUUACAUUUGUUCUUUGCUGAACCAUACAUUGAGGAGAUUAAAAUUACAGGCAGCCUUGGCUCUGACUCAAAAGAUAUACAAGCAGGGAUAGAGUCUUUAUGUGAAGUCAUGGCACAGCCUGGCGGAUAGAGAUUUCUUUUUUUUUUUUUUCUAAUUUUUAGGGUUGCAAAGCUGGUUGUCAUUUUGGAAAUCUGGACUGGUUAAUGAUCAAAAGAUUGGUGUCAGAGAUGUAAGGAUGUCAUAAACACAUUGUCUUGGAGCUUCAUUCAUCCUUGUGUUUUAGAUCUGAUAAAUUGUUGCAGAGUUUACUCAAGCGAUUGUUGAUUGUCAGAAUUGGCCAGAUAAGUCCUGCAGGACAUAGUAUAGGGAUUACAUGGAGGUCUGCUGUCCUAAAGGACCUCCUACUGCCCUGUGUUCUGCAUCAGUUUCAUUGACAGUAUCAUGGCUCAGUCUAGCACAGUAGAUACAAGGUUAGAAGUUCUGGCUGCUAGCCGUGCCCGCAGCGGCCUUACAAGGAUGGAGGAUGUGGAGAAUGUGGCGCCUCCAGAUGGGAAGAACUCCUCUCAGUUUCUCUCCAUUCAGAAGAGGUUUCAGGAAAAGGAUGCUGGGCAGGUUUCCAAACCUGCACCUAAUCAGCUCUUUAGUUCCAGUGUUAGUAAAAUAAAAGAAAGGUUUCAGCAGACGUCGGAUGGUUUGGGGGAGGUUCAUCAUGUCACCCACGUCCACACUCCAUUUCAGCCCCCGCAGGUCCGGAACUACGACAGUGGAGAUAGGUCCCCCGAUGCCAAGAAGCAGAGAGCAAACGACACACAUAUACAGGGCUUAGCGCCAGCACUAGACCCGAAGAGGAGGGCAUCCUCAUUGGAGAACACUUUGGCGGCUUCGUCCAUGCCACAUCAUCAUCACCCAAACUUUACACCGCCACUGUCUCCACCCCAGAGACAAGCGUCGGUCCCACAAACAUCAGCGUCCCAUUUCGGUGUCUCUCUUGAAACCAAGCGAAAAAAAUCUGACCCUCGCACCUCGGCUUCUGAUAAUGCAGUCUCCCAUUCCGAGCCAUCCCUUGUCGAGGCAACCAGUCAUGUUCAGAGAUUCAACUAUACUAGAGCUCUUUUUGCAAGGAUGGAGGAGGAGACCAUCCGUGCCCAAGAGCGAGAAAAGAUUAUGAGAAGGAAGGCUUCGCCGUCGAGAUUUAUGUCUGGCACGCCGUCUCCGCUGUUGUCUCCUACAGCUGUCUCCCCAGUUCAGGAAAGCAAAAGGUUUCCCUCUUUCAAAGAUCAACAGCAGGCUUCCCGAAGGUCAAAGUCUUUGCCUGAUGUUACCACCAUGUCCCACGAACCUGUUGGAACCACUGCGUCUGAGUCUUUCAAACACUUUCAAGAGCUAGAAAAAGCUGACAGGCCAAAGGCUGACCACAAGACUGUUCAAAGCCGAACUCAGUUUGCCUCGUCGGUAUCACAUUCAUUAGCUCAACAGCAACAUAACGGCGAGGAUGGUUCAUUUACUAAAGACGAGGUAUUGCGAACAAACAGGAAGAGUAGACGAGAAGACAGUGGUGACCGCUCGGGCAAAUACUUUAACAAUGUUGAUGCAUUUAAAGCCUUGGCUGAUGUCUUGGAUGACAAGACUGGGCCCUUUGUCGAAGAUGACCAUUCUCAGCAGAAAAAGAAUGUUUCUGACAGUGAUGCCAGCACGUCCGAGUCUGCAUCACCGCCGACAACUCUUCCACACAGUUCCAGGUUAGAGCAUUCCAGCAGGCCGGCUAACCGAAACCGAGCUCAAGCGUCAGGGCUUUCAUCCUCCGCACAUUCCAAAACCUCUGCGUCCAGCAGAGACAGUGAUAGUGAACUCAAUAUUUCCCCCACCGUGACCUCUCCAAAGGUCACAUCCCCGACCUCGUCAUCGACUGGUGUGAUAAGAAGGCAGCGGAGGAAACCUUCCAUCGAGCAGGCAGAAGAGAUGGAAAAAAAGAGACUAAGCAAAGAAGAAAUCGAAGCAGCCAUCGAGAAGGCUGACAGUUAUUUAGCUAACCUGGACUCUGGGGUCAAACCCGAAACAGUGAAGGUAGAGAGAGCCUCACGGAGGAGUCAGAGCCAUCAAGAAGCUGCUGCAGCAAGACGAAAAUUUUUGUAUGGGGACGACGCUGCGGAGUCUCCUUUGCCACCUGGGAAUGAAGCAGACGUGAAAAAGGAAGAUGCUGAGCCUGAAGAGCCCAGCCGUCAGUUAGACACAACGCAGGAAUCAUCGACAGAAUCAAAACAAGACGAUUUAUUUCUGGAUAUAUCAUCUUCAUCUGGACUACCCUCUCCACUCCCUGACCUUUCUGCCUCUCAGUAUGUCCAGCUUAGGUCGUUGGCCUCCUCAUCCACCGUCAGCCUGUCGGAUGUGACCCCUGACACCCCUCCACCGUCGUACCACGAGGCCACCUCCAUGCGCUCUUCUCAGAAAGCCCUUCUGGCGCAGCAGCCUCCGGGCGGCACUGAUUCACUGGGUAGGCCAGUGCCCAUUCCACGGAGGGUGGCUCCGCCGCCUCCUCUGCCGGCCAAGCCUCCGACGGCUGCGAGGCAGGUGAGCAAUAAUGAUUCUGCCGUGCCCCCUCCAGCACCAGAGCCUGGAUCAGUGGAAUACUUGCGUGAUUUGGAUACUGUUGUGGGAAGUAGGAAUGCAAUCCUUCUGGAUUCGGAUAUUGUGGAUGAUUUAAUACUUCCAGAAGAGCAUAUAGCUCGGCAUGAGGAAAAUCUAGAGAAUGGUAAUGUUGUGGACCUAAGUACAAACUUUGGCAAGAAGGAUUUGUUGACACCUAGAGAGUCAGGAGAUGGUCUAGAGGAGACAGCGGAACUCUUAUCUGACAGUGAACCGUUGGAGAUAGACUACAGUGGCCUGACCUAUAUAGAAAUCCCACCAAUUGAAAGUGAGUCUGAGGAGGAGAGCAGCGGAGACGAAGUAGAAUAUCACAAAGCUUCCCGCGUAGCGUUCAGCAAACAUCCAAUCAAGGUUUAUGCCACAUACUCCACCAAUGAUUACGACAGGAGGAAUGAAGAUGUUGAUCCCGUGGCUGCGUCUGCCGAGUACGAGCUGGAGAAGAGAGUUGAAAAGAUGGACGUCUUCCCCGUAGAGUUGAUGAAAGGUAGCGAAGGUCUUGGCUUGAGCAUUAUUGGCAUGGGAGUUGGUGCUGAUGCUGGACUAGAGAAACUUGGAAUAUUCAUCAAAACCUUGACCCCUAAUGGUGCUGCCCAGCGGUCAGAGAAGAUUCAAGUUAAUGAUCAGAUCAUAGAAGUAGAUGGCAAGAGCUUAGUUGGUGUGACCCAGGCCUAUGCAGCUUCAGUCUUGAGGAAUACAAGCGGUGAAGUCAAGUUUUUAAUUGGCCGUGAGAAGGACCCCAGCAAGAGUGAAGUGGCCAGACUUAUUCAGCAGUCACUCCUUCAGGACAAGAGAAGAGAGGAGAUGAGAGAGAGGGAACAGCAGAGGAUGAGACAGCUGGAGGACAGCUUUCAGCCCAAGGAUGAAGUGUUGGAGCACCAUGCUCAUCAACACCAACUGCAGCGCCAGACAUCAGACACUGCUGGGGAGGAGUCUGGUUCUGAGGCUGGACUUGAUGAUAAGGCUAUUGAGGACCUGCAGGACAAUGAUCUCCUAGCUGACCACAGCAGUGACCACGAGGACUCCCUGGCCGAAAGGGAACAUCUUGAGCAGGAGAAUGCAGCAGGAGAUACCACCCCACAAUCGGCUCCUUCCAACGGGGAGGAUGGCUUGGACAUUUCUCCAGAGCCCUCGGAGGUUCCGGGCGACCUUCUGGUGAAUGAUGCGGAGAAGCAGCUGAGCAGUUCCAGCACCUCUCCUGACAUGGAGUCUGAGAAGUUGUAUGUCAAGUUAAAAGAGGGUCAAUAUAGGCUAGCAGUAGCAGAGUCAGAAUUGGCCAAACUCAGAGCAAAGGUUCUGGUUCUGGAAGGAGCCGAGUCCCAGAAAAAAAUCUUAGAGAAAAAAGUGGAAGAGCUGACCAGGAAGUCUCAGGAGAGAGAUAAACAUUUUGAUAUGCUUAAGAAAGAGUUGUCACAGUAUAAGGACAUGAUGGUGGCCUCGCAGAGCCAGCACAUAGAACUAGAGAAGAAAGUCAAAGAACUGGGGGCUCUGGAGAAAAAAUAUCACAAGGCCAAGAAACUCAUCAAAGACUAUCAACAGAGGGAGAAAGAUUUUAUCCAGGAAAGAGAAUCUCUAUUUGAACAACAAAAUGAAAAAGAUCAACAGUAUAAUUCAUUGGUCAAGUCUUUGAAAGACAGGAUUUUCACCCUAGAAAGAGAUCUGACAGUUGCCCAAAAGGCUGCUGGUCUACCAUUGCAAGCUCCUGGCAUAGAUGAAGUGGACAUACCUGUAUAUCAAAGUAAACCUGCUCAGCUAGUGAUGGCCACAAUGAAUGGUCUAGAAGAACCUUUAUCUCCACUGAACCAAUCAGCUGAAGAUGUGUUAGAGAUCUCCACUUCUUCUGAAAUCUCCGACCUAGCUGGCUCCCCAGAUGAAGCAGAUUUGUCCUUUGAGAAGAUCCAGUCACUUUCAUCAUCACCAUUAGGUGCCAGCAUGGCCACAUCCAAGACAGCAUUGGAAUCACAAUCAGAGUUUGAUUCCUUAGUGAAUAGCUCUCCCUUAUUGGACUCGUCGGCUACAAGAGAUAGAGCUAAUUUAGGAAAUUUAGCCCAUCGCAGGCCACCAAGUAAAAAAGGAAAGUCUCAAGACUCGGCCGAUGAGCAAGAUUCCAGCAGCACCAGAAGUGAGCUGACAGAGAAUGGCAGCAUUCACUCCAGCACCACAGACCACGCAGAGAGUGGCCUUGACAUGUGGAAUAAACAUGACAGUGAUAGCACAGUCAGGAAAAGUGAGUUCAAGAAACGCAAACAGCAGGCCGAAGUUAAGCCCUCCCCCACGGCCCCUGUCAGCCCCGGUCCUCUGCUAGGGGCCAAUGUUUUACGGCCCCCCGUGGCUCCAAAACCUAAAAAAACUGACACCCUAGGUCCCCCAGAGCUGACUAGGGAUGACAGUCCUUCAGACACAUCGUCCUCUGUCUCACUGACAUCCUACGACCCCAACCGACCCAACGAAGGGACCUCAGAGCUGCCAGACUCCAUAGCCGACGACCUCUCCAGUAACAGCGAUGGGGGAGUCACUCUGGUGUCUGCCAAGGCCUCACCCUCUGCUAAAGGCUUCAGUUUUCCAAAAUUCAGUUGGAGGUCAGCCUCGAAGGGGCGAGACAAUGACGGCGGCGGUGGAGUGGUCUUGCUGGCCAACCGCUCGCUGGGGUCACAGCACUCUGCCUCUGAUCCUGGCCUCAACACUGCGGGCAUAACACUUGUCUCAAAAAAACGCUUAGACACUGACUAUUUGGACUUUGAUGCUGCCAGCAUCAACAGUGAUGUCACUUCCUCCAUGAUGGUGACGGAGCCCGAGAUUGACAGGUCUGGACGGUUUGUUCUAAACAUCUCAGGGACACCAUCUGCUGAAGAAAAUGUUGCCCUGAAUAAAAAGGGACAGAACCAGAUUCAUUCUGGACCCAUUAAUGAGUGGAGUGUGGAGCACGUCUGCCACUGGCUUGCGGCUAAUGACUUUGAGAAGUACUCUGCAGCCUUCAGAGAGAAGAACUUGACAGGAAGUCAGCUGCUGUUACUGGAUAGCUCCAAGAUGAAGGCCCUGGGUAUAUCCACUAGUAAAGACAGGGACACACUAAAGAAGAAAAUCAAAGAGGUCAAGGUCAAUGCAGAGAGAGAGAAGAAACUGCAAGAGAAGGAGAGAAAGUUGAAAGAGAAGGAACAGAAGAGAAUGUCCAAGAAGAAAUGAGGGGAUGCUACUUUAGGUCUUCUUGUGUCAGAUAUUGUAUAUAGAUGUGUGCUUGUGUCUGGGAGAAGUCUUGCCAACUUUGAAAGAAGUAACUUUUAAAAUAUUAUGUCUAGUUCAAAUAUUUCUGUUUGAUUGAAAAAAAAAAAUGUUGAAAUACUAUUUAUACAACUAUUUGGCAUUACAACUUAGACAAAGGGGGAGACUUCCAUUUAUUUAAAAACAUUGUUUUAUCUGUUAACUGUUCAUUUAUUUAAAUAUUUGUUUGUUUAGGUCUAUGGUUUUUUAAGAACUGUUUUAAUUGCCAAAUAGUUGUGAAAAUGACCUGCUCACCUAGCUAGCAUCUGUUACAUGACAUGUUUGUUUUUUUAAGUCCGCGCCAAGACUCUCACUUCAAGUGACGGUGGUUUUACAUGUAUACUUUUUUUUAAAAUGCUUUUUUAAAUGGCAAAUUGACGUUAAACUACUCAAAUAACUUAUUAGCUACUUUUCUGACGAUGGAUCAGUGAACAUGUUCCAAGUGGGAUAAAUUUUAGAAUGUAAUUGUAGACUUUAUUUAUUAUCAGUUUUCUAACGGGUCAUGCAAGGCAAGGGAGCUUAUUCAGAAAUGUAGACACCAAAGAAAGAAAAAUGCUCUUGAGUUAGUCGCCCCUCUUUAAUUAUUCCAAUGUUAACUACUUGGUUUUAUUUAUUAUUUUGUAUUCUUUUUAACUUGUGUGACUCCUUAAAUGGAGAGUACGUGCACUAGAAGAAAUAACAUAUCUUAGAAUCCCUUGUUUUGAAAGCUCUGCAUUUAAUGCCAAUUUUUAGUUUUGAACUCGUGUAUGUAGUUUACCUCGCCUGAAGUAUUGACUGUUACUAAAAGUGAGAAUAUUAUUUUACUAACUUGGUAAUGGACCAAUCACAUGUUUUGUAUUUUUGCAUAUUCCACUAUGUAAGUUAAUUACUUUACUUUUAAUUACUUUUUGUGGGGAUGCAUUUGGAUAGUAGACUGAACUUUGACUUGCUCUCUAAACAUGUGACCCAGACUCAAGUGGCUCAACUGUUGGUUGUUUUAGCAGCUAAUCUUUAAAGUGUUGCACAUUUUGAAACAUUUGCUCAUGUAAAACAUUUGUAACAAAAACAAAAAAAAACACAUUUCUUUUGAAACCAAUGUUAAAGGCAUUGACGAUACAGCAGCUCAUGUGUAAUGGAUGUCUUUGGAUGCAUGCGCUGGUUGCGGCGGCAAAGCCUUGACACAACCUUGUUUGCUUUGUUGUUGGUGUGGUGUAGUGAUGUAAAUAGUUAGAAAAUGACUCCAGGCUGGAGGUGAGAGAGGAAAUAAAUGAGGAAGUCUGUUUGGCUGAGGAGUUUAUUUUUUGAAUCAAAUUUGUAAGAAAUGAACAAAAUUUGUUUCUAGAGCUGAUGUUCCCCUGCAACUCUAGUAUUGAAUGUUUCCCAUCAUGCAACAAUGAUUGCUACUUAACCUUGACCUCAAUGAUCUAUAAAUAGACUUGUAUAAACCAGGUCAGGUAGCUAUUGGACAUAUUUAUGCUGAUGCCAAAAGAAGUUUCAAUAACUUUUUUGUUUUUGUUUGUUUCAAAUAGCUUUAAACAAUAUGAGAUCUGGCACUUUGGUCAGAAGAAAAUUGUUUUGUUGUGUGUUUGUCCCAUACUAAAUUUUAAUUUUUCAUGUAAUGAUGAACAAAGAAAUUAAAUGAAACAAAUCAUUUCAUGUCUGUGAAUUAGAGCAGUAGCAAACAUGUCAACAUUUUGUUUUGUCAAAACUGUCAUGGGGAGAUACAAUUUGAAGACAGUCUGUAGAAUGAGAAAAAUGUGAUUCUAUAAUAUACUUAGUUGUACUAUAGACCUAGUGUUUUGUUAUAAUGUUUUCUAUAUUAGAGACUUUUUAGUAUGUUUUGUAAUGAUGUCGUGUCUGUUCUAUUAUUAGAUCAAAGAAUGUUUUUUUGUCAUCAUGAAAAUAUUCCAUUCAUAAUAUAAUGAGAUAUCUGCUGGUGUGAAUGUUUAUGCUGUGUUCAUGUGGUACUGUAUAUACAUAUAUAAAUAAAGCUAGCUAGAAAUGUUUAUUAUAGAAGUUUAUUUUAGGAGUAUAUAAAAAUGGCUACUUGAGUUUAUAGAAUUAUUUCUUGCUUGUAUUAACAAUGAAAUAAGACUCCCAGUAACAAUGAUCAUGUUGAUUGGCUCAACUACAAGUUGCUUCAGUAGCCUUAUUAUAGUGAUUUAAGAGAACACAAAAUACAUGUUUCAAGUUGGAAGAGUUCUACAAGAAAGGGAGACUAUUCUAUGUGUACAGUCCCUCUGAAAAGUAGAAUUUUACUUAGGUAGUUUAGUGAUUUCAAAUAAAAUGAUAGUGAUUCCUAUGGUUAUGCUGAUGAAGCGUCUAGUUUUUAUUUUUAUUUUAUGGGAGUAGACUUUUUAAAGUAUUUUAAUUGAAAAUGUUUAACUACUAAACAGGUCUUUGUAUUAUGUCUUUGUACAUUAUAUACUGUUGGUAUAUGUCUGUGUUUAGCCCAUGUUUGAUGCUUUAGUCAAGAACUAGAGAAAGUAGCAGCAUUGUGGUGUAUAGUUCAUCCCAUCCUUGGAUCAAGUUUCCUAAUGUCAGCUCUUGUUUGUGUGUAUGUACUGAAUGUUACUCUUACCGAUGUUUGCAUGAACUGAUUGCCUUGCCUGAGAUCUUCCAAAGGAACAUGUUUGAUUUGAACCUCGUCUGGACUAGUGGGCAGUAUUAACCUCUUCCUUAGCUGGAAAUGAGCUUUGGAUGUCUGUUAGUUCAGAGAAGAGAUAACUUUAAAAUACAAAAGCAAACUUGUGCAUAUCAUUCCGAAUGAGUAUUCUUAGUUUAUUGAUUUUUACAAAAAAUAAUCUUUUCGUUAAAACUAAGAUGCUUUUAGUUUCGGUUUACAUUUUAGUUACCAAUGUGUUUAAAUAGGUUAAUUUAUUCUUGGAGUAUUGGUGUCAAUGAAAUAUGUUCUCUACUUGAUUUAUUAAAUAACACCCCAAUCUGGCAAUCUGUUGAAUUGGUCAGAUUUCUCUUUGCCAGAUAUUUUUUAUGAGUGUGUCAAAGUUUUUUUGUUUGUUUUUUUUUGUUUUACUAAAAUUGGCUGCUAUCACUUGUUAAUACAUAAAAUCUUAUGUUUAUAAAUACAAAAAAAAAAGGCACUAUUUUCUGUGUAAUAUUUAUCUCUGGAUGGAAUGAUAUGUUGAUUUGAUAUGAUCUAAUGUUAGUGUUAUGUUUUUUUUAAAUCUAGGAAACCAUAAUGUAUGUUAAUACUAUUUUUUUUUCCUUCUCAAGUGUACAGAAAAUAAUUUUGUAUUUUAUUUCAUUUAGUGUCUGUGUGUGUAAGUCUGAUCCUUUAUUAUUUAUUUAGCCUGUACUCUUGCAGUCAUUACAGAAGUUACUUAUAUUAAAUAAUAUACUCAUAUAUUAAGAAUGUAUAAAUAACUACAAAAUAUAUUUAUCUACAAUAAGUAAUUCUGAUUGGUUGGAAUGUCAGGGGCAAGCACUAGCCCAGCAUCUAAAUCUCCAAUUUUUCAAGAUAAACAACAAAUUAAAAUUUAAUUUUAUAAAAAAAAAAAAUCAAUUUUAAAAUGUAUUUUUAAGUAUGUAAGUAAAUUGUGUCUAUAAAUGAUGUUUAAUUAAUAUAUUUUUAACCUUGAGCCAAACUAGUAAAAAAAAAAAGGAAAUUAUUUUUUAAAAUACAUUGAAUGAUAUUUUACUUUUUUUAAAGAGCUGUUUCUAUGAUUACAUACUGACACCACUGAUUAAUUUUUUUAAUAGAUAUAGGUCUAGGUUUAUAAAUUGAAAGAUAAGUUUUUACAACUAGUUCUAGGUUUUUGCAACUAGGUCUAGGUUUAUAAACUGGUACUUGUCUCCUGUGCACAUACCACUGUAUGUCUGUGUUGAAAGUCUGCUCCUGAAUUCAAAGAAUGUAUUCUAUUGAGUUAUUUAUACACACAAGUUUUAAUAAAAUAAACUAUUUAAUGAUCAA